AUGGCAACAACAACCCUGACUGGUUUCUCAGUGAUGAGCCUGCUGAGCCUUGGCUACCUGAGCUGGGAUCUGAUGAGCCCCAAUCAGGUGGAAAACGAGCCUGACCAAACUUUCAAUGACAGGUCUCCUGUCCAGCAACCUCCUCAUAUAAUCUUUAUCAUGACAGAUGACCAGGGCUUCAACGACAUUGGCUAUCACAGCUCUGACAUUAGGACACCUGUACUGGAUAAACUGGCUGCAGAUGGUGUGAAGCUGGAGAAUUAUUAUGUUCAGCCCAUCUGUACACCGUCCCGAAGUCAACUCAUCACCGGCAGGUAUCAAAUUCAUACUGGCCUUCAGCACUCCAUCAUCCGCCCACGCCAACCCAACUGCCUGCCCUUUGACCAGGUCACCCUCCCUCAGAGACUUCAGCAGCUCGGCUACUCAACCCACAUGGUUGGCAAGUGGCACCUGGGCUUCUACAAGAAGGAGUGCUUGCCCACUAGACGAGGCUUUGACACAUAUUUGGGCUCUCUGACAGGCAGCAUGAACUAUUACACAUAUGAGUCCUGUGAUGGCCCUGAACUUUGUGGUUUUGAUCUCCAUGAGGGUGAAUUGGUUGCCUGGAGACACAGGGGUAAAUACUCCACACAUCUGUACACUCAGAGAGUUCGCAAGAUCCUAGCGGCCCAUGAUCCUUUGUCCCAGCCACUCUUCAUCUUCCUGUCCUUUCAAGCUGUUCACACACCUUUGCAGUGUCCCCAGGAGUACAUCCACCCGUAUAAGGAGCUGGAGAAUGUUGCACGUAGGAAGUAUGCCGCAAUGGUCUCCAUUGUAGAUGAAGCUGUUCGCAACAUAACGUAUGCUCUCCGCAAGUAUGGAUUCUAUCAAAACAGCGUCCUAAUUUUCUCCACUGAUAAUGGUGGCCAGCCUUUGUCUGGAGGCAGCAAUUGGCCACUUCGAGGACGUAAAGGUACUUACUGGGAGGGUGGUGUCCGAGGUUUAGGGUUUGUCCAUAGCCCUCUCUUGAGGAGGAAAAGGAGGGUUAGUAAAGCACUGGUACACAUUACUGACUGGUAUCCCACAUUGGUUGGGUUGGCAGGUGGCAAUGAGUCCCUGACUGAGGGAGUUGAUGGGUACAAUGUCUGGGAGGCCAUCAGUGAAGGAAAAGAGUCACCCAGAUUUGAGAUACUCCACAAUAUCGACCCUUUGUACAACUAUGCACGCACUGGAUCCCUGCAGAAAGGAUUUGGGAUUUGGAAUACCGCAAUUCAGGCCUCCAUACGAACAGGAGACUGGAAACUUCUGACCGGAGAUCCUGGUUAUGGAGAUUGGAUCCCACCUCCUAUUCUUCCAGGUUUUCCUAGGGAAUAUUGGAACCUGGAGAGACACAUUAAACCUCGUAAAUCUGUGUGGCUCUUUAAUGUUUCCGGAGAUCCCUAUGAACGUUUUGACCUGUCUGAACAGAGGCCAGAUGUUGUGAAGGAGCUCUUAGCCAGACUGGUGUACUACAACAGGACGGCAGUACCUGUAAGGUAUCCCUCAGAGGACCCACAGGCAGAUCCCCAACUAAAUGGGGGAGCCUGGGGUCCCUGGAUGGGAGAUGAAGAGGAGGAGAACUUAGAUACUGUUUACAAGAAAGAAAACAUGGAAUGGAAAAGAAAGUUUAAGACGUUCAAAAGUAGGUCAUUUUUUAGAAGACUCAACACAAGGAUGAUGUCCAACAAAAUAUAG
Messenger RNA from Gambusia affinis (western mosquitofish), 1713 nucleotides. RefSeq names its product arylsulfatase family, member Ia (gene arsia). The record is from RefSeq and is a predicted model, not a curated record. The transcript has 2 exons. Bases 1 to 1713 code for a protein of 570 amino acids. NCBI's taxonomy places the organism in Eukaryota, Metazoa, Chordata, Actinopteri, Cyprinodontiformes, Poeciliidae.